AUGUUCAGCGGCGUGGCGUCACCGAUCUUGUUGAAUUUCAUUGUUUCUCUAUCAUAUGCCGCCCGUCCUGCUUUCAAUGGCCUGUUGCAGGAAACGCUGACGGUGCAACCUGACGAAGCCUUGACACAUAUUGUCAGCAUCGGUGCCCCAUCGUUGUUCCAAUCCGUGUCUAAUGGGACCAGCUACACCCUUCCAGCGAACCAAGUGUCGAAUCUCAUUCAGCAGGACGGAUUCAAUAACGUGAUCGCGCAGUUCCUCGCAGCCCAGCAGUCAUGGGCCGCAUGCAAAGCAACCAUCAAGGCAAGGUGGGACGCCUACACUUCGAGCUACAUCGAGCACGGCCACAUGAUCUGGGUGAGCAAUCUCAAAGGCUAUGGCGAAGACACAGUAUUUUGCAUGGUCGUCGAAACAUACGAAGAUUCUUUACUGGUUGACGUUCUGAAUGAUGAACAUCAGCCCGUUAACGAACGGCACAUGAUAUCAUAUAACCAGAUCGAGUCCCAUGCAGACAGUCUUUCAAACCUGAUAACGCAAAUCAGACACUUGCCCUGCGUAGCAGCAACCAUGACGAACCUGCAGACGGCCAUCAGCAGUGCAGCGCGAACAACUGGUGCAUACUUGGCGUACAAAUUGCUCAACUUCCAAACCAGCGGGUACGCAAAGUUGGCUUUCGGCAUCGGUGCCUCGUGGCGCGGCAGCGGAGUUCUGCCGCACUCGCUUCGCGUCGAGGGUGGUCUGGGGGUGGUGCUUUGGCCGAGCAGCCUGGCGGGCACGAUCACGCACGAGGUCUGCACUGGCAAGGACUCGAAUCGUAAGGCAGUGGAUCUCUCCAUAAGUCUUGAGAUUGGCUUCGACAGGUCUUGCUUCACAGGCUACGGGCUCUCCUUCGCUGGAGCGCUCCAGCUGCCCCACGGCCAAGAAGUCGUGGGCGGAUUUGGCAUUGACUGCGAUCUCUCGAACAAGUGCAUGGAGGAGUGCAUUGCCAAUGGUGGAGCAAGCCCAGUGUGCUACCCUAAGGGACCGAUCCGCUGCCGAUUCGGCCUCCGGCUUCCGUUCUCCGAGCCGGAUGCGGCCAUGGGCCCCGAGUCCACGAGCUCCGACGAGACUCCGACGUCGACCCGGCUGGUGUUGGAACUCUGCGAGGGCGGGGAGCUCUACGACCGCAUUCAGCAGAAGCAGUACUACCCAGAACACGAGGCCAAGGCGUGCUGCCGGCAACUCAUGGAGGCCGUCUCCUACAUGCACGGCAAGGGCAUCAUGCACCGUGACCUGAAGCCAGAGAAUAUCCUCUUGGCCAGCAAGGUCAGCAACACGGACGUCAAGAUCUCGGAUUUCGGCCUUGCUAAGAUAUCGCGCGACUUCCCGCGAAGGCUGCCGCGGUCGCACUCCAUCUGCGGCUCUGACUUCUACCUGGCGCCGGAGGUGAUCAAGCAGGAGGAAUACGGCCGCGAGAUUGACAUCUGGGCCGUGGGCGUGAUCACGUACGUGUUGCUCAGCGGGUCCCUGCCGUUCUUCCACAACGUGCUCCACAAGCUCUACCGCCAGGACGAUUGUCGAGCGGGACCUGAGCUUCCCAGAGCAGGCGUGGAAGAACGUGUCCAAGGGCGCGUUGGAUUUCAUCCUGAGACUGCUGCAGGUGCGCGCCGGGGACCGCCUCACCGCCGACCAGGAGCGCUGAGCCACCCGUGGCUCCGCGGCACCGGCGGGUCCAGCUUCGGCAGCUUCGAGGACGGCGUGCUUUCCAGGCGCUCCGGAGGCGCCCUGGCGCAUCCGAACUACUACAACACCCACCAGUACGCCGGCUGCACGCCAAGCAUGCAGAGCUCGGGCUCCCUGUCGCGCAACGACUCCUCGACGCACGGCGGCCGGGCGGGCGCCGCGCCGCACCCGCUGGAGCACGCGCACAAGGUCGUCAACCAGCCCGCGGCCCAGGUCCAGGCGGCGCCUCCGCACGGCCCGGGCGCCGCCCAAGAGCGGCACGGCCCGCCGCCGCGGCCCCGAGGCAGCGGCAGCGUGCCGCCGCACUACUAGGAGGCUGCGCCGCGCGGGUGGCCCCCAGGGCGCCAGGGGCGACCGCGAGACGGAGGGGCCCUCCCCCUCGACCGCGGAGCCCGGGAGCGGCCGCGCCCGCCCCCCCCAGCGCGGCCCAGGUGGUUGCCAUCCGCCGGGCAACGGCGCUGCAGAGUGCCAAUGACCCACGACCCGCGCGCGGGAAUCACCAACCGCGGGACCGAGGCGUUGCAGGAGUGAAUUCGUGGA
Messenger RNA from Prorocentrum cordatum, 2259 nucleotides. The record is from the annotation of a GenBank genome assembly. Lineage: Eukaryota; Dinophyceae; Prorocentrales; Prorocentraceae.